Teleopsis dalmanni is the source of this 2104-nucleotide messenger RNA. Its product is annotated as neprilysin-4-like. The transcript has a single exon. Gene Ontology annotation, cellular component: plasma membrane. Bases 7 to 2079 code for a protein of 690 amino acids. Gene Ontology annotation, molecular function: metalloendopeptidase activity. NCBI's taxonomy places the organism in Eukaryota, Metazoa, Arthropoda, Insecta, Diptera, Diopsidae. The record is from RefSeq and is a predicted model, not a curated record. Gene Ontology annotation, biological process: protein processing.
UAUAAUAUGAAUAGAAAACAAAAUAUAUUUCAUUACUUCAUAAUAUUAAUUUUGUUCCAACAAUGUUGUUAUGCGCUGACAUUGAAAUCAACCUAUGAGGAUUUUCAAAGUGAAGAUGCGCGGAAAAUUAUGCGUUUGGCCAAGUCUGCGGAAAUGCGAGCCUAUAUGCAAAGCGAUAUCGAUCCAUGCGAUAAUUUCUAUAAAUAUGCGUGCGGUAAUUGGGCCAAAUUGAAUCCCGCACGUAAAGAUCCCAGGACGGGUAUAUUCAGUGUCUUGUCGAAAGCAUUCAUUGGUAGAGCGCUGCGUAUUUUACAAAGCCCAAAACAUACCACCGAAAGUGACAUGGAACGUCAAGUGAAAUAUUUCUAUGAGUCGUGUUUGAAUAGGAAAGAAUUGCGUCACAAUUAUAAGGAAAAUCUACUCAGUAUUAUGGAGGAGUUUGGUGGCAUGCCAGCGUUAAAGGGUGAACAGUGGAAUGAAGAUAAAUUCAAUUGGUUAGAAGUUGUCGCAAAGAUACUACGCAAAUAUGGCAAAAAAAUCAUAAUUGGUGUGGACAUCUCACCGGAUUAUAUGAAUAACGAAGUGAAUCGUGUGUAUAUUGGACAAAAUGAUAAUUUGGUGACAAGUCGUGCAUCUGAGUAUUACGAUCGUUUAAGAAUUGUACGCAAGAUAGAACUGAGUCGUUUGUUUAACAUUAAAUCGGAUAUACUUUCAGAUACAGUAGAGGAAAUGAUUGAAUUUGAAAAAAAGUUAGCAUCUGGUAUGGUGGACCAACAGGAAGGUUUAGGUAUGGAAGAUAAAGUAAAUUUGCAAUUGUUGGAAGAAAUGACUGAAACCUAUAAACCUACCUUAAACUACACGCAUUUCGUUAAAACAUGGUUGGGUUAUGAAUAUCGCUUACCUGUUUAUGAAUAUGUAGAAUCAUAUCAUCGCAAUUUACGCAAAGUAAUUGAAAGUACGCCUAAGAAUGUGGUGGCUAAUUAUAUUAUGUGGGAACUAUUGACAGAUUUUCGUAUAGAUAUGGACGGCACAGAAGAGAAGCACCAGACAAAAUGUGUGGAAAUGACUAAGCGUUAUUUUGUAAAAUAUAUGGAUUACCUGGUAUAUCGUUAUGUGGUUAAAAGUAAUGAUAAAAUUGUCUCGGAUGUGGAACAAAUGUGGUUGGAAUUGAAGAAAACAUUUGAAAGUAUACUUAAAUCUGAUGCCACAAAAUGGAUGACGGAAAGUACACGUGAUAAAGCAUUGGAAAAACUUUCAGCUAUGACAAUGGAAAUAAAUAAUUAUGAACAAGAGAAUUUCGAUAAAGAUUUUGGUGAUCUGGCCAUUGGCACAGAUAAUUAUUUCGAAAAUGUUGUUAACAUACUUGAGCGACGUGGAUUGAAUUUUCGAUUAAAAGUGCAGGAACCACCAAAAAUCGAUGAACCAGAAGUACUUUCAUUUUCGCCAGCAUAUGUGCCAGAAUUAAAUAAAAUUUAUAUACCAGUCUCCUUUCUACAACCGCGUUACCUUUGGGAUAACGCCUAUCCAGCUGCAAUAAAAUACUCCACUGUGGGUUACAUUGUGGCACACGAGCUAGCGCAUGGUUUCGAUGAUAUUGUACGUAAAUACGAUUCAAAAGGCAAUUUCAAUAACUGGUGGGAUAAAAAUUCCACAGCGGCAUUUCAAACACGCAAGGAAUGCUUACGUCAGCAAUAUGGGGAAUAUAAAUACGGUGGUAUGCUGUUGGAAAAAAUUAACGCCCAAGAUGAGAAUAUAGCCGACAAUGUUGGUAUACGCAUUGCAUAUGCAGCAUACCAAAGUUGGUUACUGGAACAUGCUAAUUCAUUAGAAUUACACGAGGAAGCACUGCCUCAUAUGAAUUUGACCUCGCGACAAAUGUUCUUUGUCGGUACGGCGCAAGUGUGGUGUGCAGAUAUACAUCAAGAAUUUCAGCAUCUACUGACUACUGUAGAUGUCCAUGCACCAGAGGAAGUACGUGUUAUGUUAAUGUUAUCAAAUUUCGACCAAUUUUCGUUAGAGUUUAAGUGUCGCUUGGGCACACGAAUGCAUCCGUAUCGGAAAUGUGUGUUCUAUGGCUAGCUUUGUAGAUGAUAAAUAAUUUUGU